AUGGAUCAUUUGAUGUUACAUCAUAUUUUUGGUACUAAAAGUUCAGAUAAAGUUCCCGAGUAUUGGAUUGAUUCACCUUCGCAAUCUUUUUCUGGAAAAGGAUUCUUCUAUGAUGUUCUGAUCGAAGGAAAACAAGAAAGGUUCUGGUUAGAACCCAAAAAUCAAAUAUUAUCGCCAAGCUUUCAUUUGGUUGUCAAUGACGAGUUGAAUUCAACGAUCUUGGAUCAUUCAAUUCGAGACGAACAUUGCUUAUAUCAAGGCUAUUCCAUAACCCAUAAUGGUUCCACAAUAGCCUUGUCAGGUUGUGGAAACAGAAAGCAUGGGUUGAUGAUAUCAGACUGGGGUGAAUAUUACUUGAUUCAACCUGAACAAACUAAAAUUUAUAAUAAUGAAAACUCUAAGCAUAUCAUUCAAAAACGUUCGACUGAACGCAUCCAUGAUCAACACACAUGCAUUUUCGAUGCUUCAUCUGAUCCUUACCCGAAUGAUAUCCUGGAGAAUCGAAUGCACAACUUGAUGGACACAAGAAAAGCUGUUAUGAAGAAUGGUGAUAUGACUAUUGAACUAGCUGUCUUUGCUGAUGAUGCUUUAUGGAGGCAUUUUCUUCAACUUCAUCAUCAGAAUGCUGAUGCAGAAUUACAUAAGUUUAUCCUCGCAGCUGUGAACAAUAUUGAUAUUCUUUUCACCCAAAGAUCCAUCGAGCCACACAUAGACAUCAGGGUUGUUCGAUACCAAGUUAUGAAAUCUCCACCUAGGACUAUGGCUCACAGUUCUCAUUCAUCAGGUGAUGUUGAUCGUUUGUUAGAUGCUUUCUGCGAAUUUCAACACAGUAUCAAUCCUCCAAGCGACGAUGAUCCCCGUCAUUGGGACCACGCUCUUCUUUUUUCUGGUUAUGAUCUUUAUCGAGACGGUUUGAAAACUGUUGCGGGAUAUGCUCCAGUCAAAGGGAUGUGUAGUGGCCAACGGUCUUGUACAAUAAACGAAGGCUUAGACUUCGGUAGUGUUUUCGUUGUCACCCAUGAGAUGGGUCAUAGUCUCGGAAUGUAUCAUGAUGGUGAUAAUGAGUGCGAUCUUCGAUGCUGUAUCAUGAGUCCUUCCGUGGGUUCUGGAAAAACUCGUUGGAGCCAUUGUUCAGUAAAUGAAAUGUCAUCAUUCCUUGGGCGUUUGGGAUCUGAAUUCCGUCCUCCUAACUGUUUACUUGACUACCCUGUAGAAGAACAGGACAUGAUCUUCACUGAUAAAGAUAACCCGGGUCAAAUUUUCACAUUGGAUGAGCAAUGUGAAAUUUUUCAUGGAGAAUGCUGGAAGCAUGAACUGAAAGACGGUCAGAGAUUACAGGAUGUUUGUUCGAUCGUUUGGUGUGGAAAUGGGGAAGGAAUAAUCAGAACUGCCCAUCCCGCUCUAGAGGGAAGUUACUGUGGUCCAGGAAAACAAUGUCGAUCUGGAGUGUGCGUUCCAAGUUAUAGAAACUUACUUCCUGUUCAUGGAGGAUGGUCAGAAUGGAAUGAUAGUCCAGGAUCCUCAUGUGGUGGACAAUGCCUUCCGUGCCAGAUUCAGGGACAGAUCCGAAUUAGACGUAGCAUCCGUCAAUGUAACCUCCCUAGCCCUAACAAUGGAGGUCAGUCUUGCUAUGGAGAUGAAGCCAGAGGACUACGAUGUGAACGAGAAGUAUGUCGUGGAGUAUCUCAGGAACAAUACGCUACAAAUAUUUGCACAAAACUUCGUGAUGAUCCUGCCGUUCCUAACCCUCAGUUAACAGGUCAAGGAACACAGUUCGAACAAGCUUUGUGUAAAGUGUGGUGCCUUCUCACACUUUCAAACAAUAUUAGAACAGUAGCAAAUUUUCCUGAUGGAACUCCUUGUGGUUAUCAGAGGUUUUGUAUCAAAGGAGAAUGUCGACCUGUUUUGUGCUCAGGCAGUGUCAUAUCGACAGGAGAAGAAAACUGUCCAUUAGCUGUAAGACCCAGCACACCAAAUCCAAUGCAUUCAACAGCUCCUUCUAUUCAAAGCAACAGCAUUACUGAUACUCCAGAAUCACGUACUCAAUUUUCUGUUAUCAUGCAGUUUUAUUUGAAUAUUGUAGAAAACCCAUUUUGGAAACAGUGGUCUGGGUGGUCACUUUGGUCUCAAUGCAUUUCCUAUAACUGUGAAGCUAGAGGAUACAGAGUUCGAGCAAGACGUUGCUUUGCUGGACGAUGUGAUGGGUCCUCCCGGGAAAGAGAAGCUUGUACACCUCCACCAUGCCCAAACAGCUCAACUGCUACACCACCAACCACUCAACAAGCUUUCAAAUACAGUACACGAGUUUGGACUUGGACCACUACUACGACUCCUUUACCAUCAACAACUCCUCGAGCUCGCACAAUUAGUACUAUCCCGCCUACACGUUUGAUCUGGCACCCGCGAACGACAACAACCACCACAUGGCGUCCAUGGACCACAACGACAACCUGGAGACCUUAUACGACCAAUUCACCUUGGCGCUCUACAACAGUCUCCACUUGGAGACCAAGUGCCACUACCACUCCAUCAUGGCAGUCACGACAGUCCACACCUACAUGGCGACCAGCGACAACAGCUAGCACGUGGAGGCCCUUUAGCACUAAAUCCACAUGGAGAGCCUUCGUAAGUACGACUACAGCAUGGAGUAUGUUCUCGACGACGACAACUCCUACACCUCGUUCUUCAAACACAAUAUGGACACAGUGGUCAGGAUGCUCAGUUAGCUGUGGAUCUGGUAUGCGGCUACGCAGACAGAAAAAUUGCAACCAAAACUGUGUUCAAUACGAGAAAUGCGAAAUGCCAGCUUGUGCUCCUCCUAGAUCUUCUUCCUGGACAGGAUGGUCAGAAUGGUCAACUUGCAGUGUAACCUGCGGUCAUGGGGUUCAACUACGUAAACGAGAUUGUCAAGGCAAAUCAUGCAAAGGACCUGACAGUCAAGGAAAAAAAUGCGCUCAAGCGAAGUGUAAAGAUGGUUGGACAGAAUGGAGUGAUUGGUCUUCAUGCUCUGCAAGUUGUGGUCCUGGCAAGAAAAAUAGGAAACGUCUUUGCUACGCUCCUCCCUGUGAAGGAGACGACUCAAACACCCAGACUUGUGAACUAAAGGCUUGCUGGGUUUGGAGACGGCCUCGCAGCAGUGGGGGGGAUCUUCAGAAAUCCACUCUAGCUCGGUUAGGAGGUCUUGGAGUUUCACAUGCAAUUGAAGGUAGUGUCGGAGAACCUUGA
Messenger RNA from Auanema sp. JU1783, 3225 nucleotides. Lineage: Eukaryota; Metazoa; Nematoda; Chromadorea; Rhabditida; Rhabditidae. The record is from the annotation of a GenBank genome assembly.